GAAGCCCAGUAAAAGUAGCAAACUAAUUGAUCAUCAUAUCAACGGUAUGGUAGCUUAGAGAGAGAGAGAGAUGGCAGCAGACGAGGGCGACGAGAAAAACAUGGCAGCUUGGCUUGUUGGUGUUAGAACACUUCGAAUUCAGCCUUACAUUCUUCCUCCACUUGGCCCUCAUGAGGUGAAAGUCAGGAUUAAGGCACUUGGUAUAUGUGGAAGUGAUGUUCAUCACUUCAAGCACAUGAGGUGUGCCAAUUUCGUAGUGAAAAAGCCUAUGGUGAUCGGACACGAGUGCGCCGGAAUCAUAGAAGAAGUUGGGAGCCAAGUGAAGUCUCUAGCAGUUGGUGAUAGGGUGGCUCUGGAGCCUGGGAUAAGCUGCGGAGAAUGUCAUCUCUGCAAACAAGGCCGCUACAAUCUCUGCCCAAAAAUGAAAUUCUUUGGCUCUCCUCCCACCAAUGGCUCCUUAGCUAAUCAGGUGGUGCAUCCUGCAGAUUUGUGCUUCAAAUUACCUGACAAUGUGAGCUUGGAAGAAGGGGCAAUGUGUGAGCCUCUGAGUGUUGGUGUCCAUGCAUGUAGGCGUGCUGGCAUAGGUCCAGGAACCAGAAUCUUGAUCCUCGGAGCAGGCCCCAUUGGCCUUGUAACCAUGCUGGCAGCUCGUGCCUUCGGGGCUCCAACAAUCCUUAUUGCUGAUGUAGAUGACCGCCGCCUAUCAUUCGCCAAAAGCCUUGGCGCAGACCAGACCAUUCAAGUCACACCAAGCAUUCAGGAUGUGGAGAAGGAAGUGGAGCAAAUCCGAGAAAAAUCAGGUGGCAUUGUUGAUGUGAGUUUUGACUGUGUUGGCUUCAACAAGACAAUGGCAACAGCCCUGCAAGCCACUAGCUCUGGUGGGAAGGUUUGCCUCAUUGGAUUAGGCCAAACCGAGAUGACAGUUCCUAUUACUGCUGCAUCUGCAAGGGAAGUAGAUAUUGUGGGCAUUUUCAGAUACAGGAACACAUGGCCUCUCUGCAUUGAAUUUCUUAGAAGUGGGAAAAUAGAUGUCAAGCCACUGAUAACCCACAGAUUUAACUUCACUCAAGAGGAGCUGGAACAAGCCUUUGAGACCAGUGCUGGUGGUGGUAAUGCCAUUAAGGUCAUGUUUCACCUUUAAACCAAACAUGAAACUUUACAGUGUUUCUCAGUUUCUCAGCAAACUCUAAUAUGUAAUAGAAUAAUGUCAUUAUAGACACAUGUAACACAAUAACUUUGCCUAAGAAUCUUAAGAUUGAUAGGCUGUAGUGCUGUACACAUGGAGGGUUGUGCUCUUUUGAGGAAAAAAAUAAUGAAGAAUAUGACAAGGAUAUGCUAUUUUUAGACUUUGCUCA
Ipomoea triloba (trilobed morning glory) is the source of this 1355-nucleotide messenger RNA. Its product is annotated as L-idonate 5-dehydrogenase-like. Lineage: Eukaryota; Viridiplantae; Streptophyta; Magnoliopsida; Solanales; Convolvulaceae. The coding region runs from base 71 to 1141 and encodes 356 amino acids. The transcript has 6 exons. The record is from RefSeq and is a predicted model, not a curated record. Gene Ontology annotation, molecular function: zinc ion binding; oxidoreductase activity, acting on the CH-OH group of donors, NAD or NADP as acceptor.